This is a messenger RNA of Ostrea edulis (European flat oyster), 3157 nucleotides long. RefSeq lists its product as uncharacterized. NCBI's taxonomy places the organism in Eukaryota, Metazoa, Mollusca, Bivalvia, Ostreida, Ostreidae. Bases 39 to 1913 code for a protein of 624 amino acids. The record is from RefSeq and is a predicted model, not a curated record. The transcript has 5 exons.
UCUUUUUGUUUUAUUCAGUAAACGUUCCUGAGGAGGUAAUGAAAUGGGGCAUUGAUGCAAGGCGGAGAUAUGUAAAAAGUAGUAAAGAACAAGGACGAAAGAAACUGUACUGUGCUAGAGGUAUGCUUGUUGGAUGCGCAGGCGCAGGAAAAACAACACUUCUUAGAAAGCUUCAGAACAGAGAGACAGCAGAUAAAGACCGACCCACGGAGACAACUGUGGGUCUGGAGGUCCAUGAGGAUUUGUUUGAAAUAGAAUCUGGCACACUGAAAAAUUACAAAGGAAACUCUUCAGUAUUCCACAGUGAUAAACAGCUGAUAAGCAUGACAGAUUUUGCUGGACAAGUGGCGUACUAUGCCUGUCAUCAGGUUUACCUGUCCAGAAGAGCGUUCUAUAUGUUAGUCGUUGACAUGUCCAAAAAUAUGACAGAGAAAGUUCACGAGCAUAACAAGGAUCGCCACGACCCAAUUGGAUCCUUAUUUCACAACUGGACCUAUGAUGACUACAUCGUCUUCUGGCUUCAGUGCAUAAAAACUUACUGCGAUGUCGGAAAAAGGCGAAUCCGUGGUAGAGAAACAGAACGAGAGAAUGAUGUCCCCGUGAUUCUCAUCGCUUCACACAAAGAUGAGGCUGAUUCGAUCUGCAGUAACAAGCCUCUGUGUAUCUUGGGAUGUUGUAUUGCCUCCUCGGAGAGGGGGCAACAUACAUCGGAUUUCUUCUGGAAGUUGAGGAAUGCAUUGCCUAAAGGACUAGCUUUGACAGAUAUCUUAUCAUCCGACAGAUAUUUUGAAGUCGAAUGUCCACCAAGACAUUUAAAUUACGAGGAAAAGAAAGCUAUAGAAAAUGUCAAAAAAUGCAUUGUCAAAACCGUCAUGCAGUUGCCUCAGUGGGGAGAAGAAAUUCCUUUAACUUGGAUAAAGUUAGCCGACAUUCUUAAGAAAAAGAAAAGAGAAGGAGAAAGAAUCCUGAAAAGAGUUGCAUUGCAAGAAAUGGAAGAAUUUACAUUUUCAACUGAGCAGGACAUUGACGAUAUGCUUCGAUUUCUCCAUGAAAUUGGACAUGUUUUAUAUUUUGCAGAUAAGAAAUUGAAGGAUACGAUUAUAAUCAAUGUCCAAUGGUUUGUUGACGCGUUUAAACACAUCAUCACCGAUCGAAAGCACGUGCCAGGCAAUAAUAAGGCAUGUGACGAAUGGAUGGGAACAGGGAGAAUUUCCGAAUCAACCUUUCAGAAAAUAUGGGAGGAUUCCGGAGACGAAUCAUACGCUCUGUAUCAACAGGACAUUUUACCAUAUAUGCAGAAACUUGGACUUAUGACCAAAAAACUGACGGACUCAGAAAAGAAACCAGAUAUACACUACGUCCCAAGCAUGAACAGAGUGGAGUUUUCCGAGGAAAAUCUGGACGUAAUCAAUAGAGGACACAAAACAUCUGUUCUUAUUUUUCAUUUCAAGACGUAUUUGCCCCAUUUCUUCUUCUUCCGCCUGGUUGUUAGUUGUUUGGAGAAGUGGAGAGCACUCGAUCAAGACAUGUUUUGUAAAAGUGCAGCAUUUUACAAGACAGGCGAUUAUAGCCAUUGUAUUGUCAUUGCUGUUAACAAAACAUCGAUUCUGUUGCAAGUAUUUACACCUGGUAAGAGCAGGGAGCUACAAACCGAAAAAGUCGUAGAAAUAAGGAAUGAGGUUGAGAAGUUUGUUGAAGAAAUAACAGAAACCUUUCACGAUCAAGUUGGCUAUGAAAUAGGAUACUCUUGUGAGGAUGUGGCAAUUACUAGUGUCGAUGAAAAUAACUUUUUGCCAGAGUCCGAAGCGUUAAAAUUUGAAAAAAGCGUAACGUGUCCAAACCAUAUUAAGGCAAAAUCACCCCACGACGUCAACAGGCGUGACUUGAUUGGAUGUUGGAGGAGCGAUAUUUGAACGUUGUAACACGAUGACAACAAAUAUAAAUGCGUGUUUCACAAGCGCACUAUGCAAUACAAACUGUUUGAAUAUUCAUUUCACAAACCCAUCUAUAUACUUUGAUUCCAAACUUACCCUGCGCUAAAAUUAAUAUACACUUAACCAUAUGUUACAGGACAUGUACAUAGUAUCAAACUUCCAUAUAUCCUGAACAAAAGCAAAAUCAUUUCCCCAAAUAUUCUGAUAAAAAAAGCUGUAUCAUUUCCACACAAAAUUUCUUUUCAAACAAAAGACAAAAUAGAAAAAAUCACAUAGAGGACCAAUAUGGUCAAAUCUUCUGUGUAACUUUUAAAAACUGAAAUGGUUCUUACUUAGCAUUAAUGUACAAAUAAUUAUAAACUAGUUCAUCCGACUAUAUGUAACUGAUUUUACCCGCUUCAUUUUAUAUUCUAUUUGAAUAUCAAAUGUGUAGUGAUUCUUUACCCCUGCCAUUGUAACUGGAUAAUAGUAAUCGUUUCAAUAUUCUAUUUCGUUUUCCAAUGUAACCCUUUAAUGCAUUUGUUCAUUUUUACUGAUGAAGGAUUUAUUGCUGUUAGAAAUUUAAUAUUUUUUUUCUGUCGUUCAUGACCUCCUCAAAAACAUUCUUUUAGGUUUCAUUUCUCCAGCCUAUACUGUAAACAGGGAAAUAUUCGCCACCUAAUCUAAUUACCUAGUUUGUGUAAAUAUUUCAAACAGAAACCAAUUAAGAGAAAGUUUAACAGGACAAUGACCUUUAUAAAAGUUAUCAGUUACCACUGCUUUUCGAAGACGCAAGUCCCUUCAUGUCCAUAACUGCAAUUAAUAAAAAGAAAUCUCAUCUGACUUGGGUGCCUUUGUAUUGAGGGUACCCUUUAAUAUCAUUUUACAAAGCAAGAUGGAAAAUUAUUGACACACUCUUUAUGUCACUGCUCUGUUUAAUUUAAAUAAUUCUGGCAACGUCACUAUAUAUAUAUGUUCGUGAUGUCAGUAGGGUAUUGUAUUAAACAGCUGCUGCAUAAAACACGAUAUUUUGCUAAGAAACGCCUUAGAUACACAUUGAUAUACAUUGAUGUGGGAGAGUCCCAUACUGCUGUGGGUUUUCAGUCUUGUUUUGAAAAUGUUUACAGAAAUAUGAUUUGAUGACGUUACAAAGCAUUGCUACUUUUUAUCCGCUUUUAACUUGGAAAUAAUGAACUGCUUUGAUUGUAACUAUCUGUAUCAAUAAAAGUGUGUCAGACUCCUCA